Agelaius phoeniceus (red-winged blackbird) is the source of this 2359-nucleotide messenger RNA. Lineage: Eukaryota; Metazoa; Chordata; Aves; Passeriformes; Icteridae. The record is from RefSeq and is a predicted model, not a curated record.
GUGGCGCUGGGCGGGGGAGGCGGUGGCGGCGAUGGCGGAGAAGUUCGACUCCCUGGAGGAGCACCUGGAGAAGUUCGUGGAGAACAUCAGGCAGCUCGGCAUCAUCGUCAGCGACUUCCAGCCCAGCAGCCAGACGGGGCUCAAUCAGAAACUGAAUUUCAUGGUGACGGGCUUGCAGGAUAUCGACAAAUGCCGACAGCAGCUUCACGAUAUCAGCGUGCCCUUGGAGGUUUUUGAAUACAUCGAUCAAGGCCGCAACCCUCAGCUUUACACUAAAGAGUGUCUGGAGCGAGCUUUGGCUAAAAAUGAGCAAGUGAAAGGAAAAAUUGACACUAUGAAGAGAAGCAGAAAAGUGGACUUCAUAGGAUACGGGAAGAAACUUUCCUCUCAUGCUGUUAAAGAGAACUUUGCACCAGACCUGGAUCAGAUGUGCGCAGUGAAACGACAAGAGGAAAAUUUUUCAGCAGCAAAGCAGAGCAAUGGAACUGCCAGUGAUGUGUAUGGAAGGAAUUCUUCCAUGGUGAGAGCAGUUAAGCACUGAAACAGGUUGACCAAAGAGGUGGUGAAUUUCCUGCCUUGGCAAUUCUCAAGACUCACCUGGAUGACUUCCAGAAAUCCUUUCCAAUCAUGUUUUUUGUGAUUCCAUCUAUGGGACAAAUUAUUUGUAUUCUGCUGUGAUUUCUGCACCGGGACACAUUAUGGAUUACUUUCCCCACUGAAAUACAUUACAAGGAUGACUAGGCCCCAUGGUGAGGCUUAGGUAAUGGAACAGAACAUGAGAAAAUAGGGAACAUAACAAGAGAAACUGCCAAACAUAACAAACAGCAAAGUGAGCAGCUGGCAAACAUUACAGUUUGUUUUAACACCAUGAAAAACAGCUGGAUUUCACAGCUGGUUAUAGGGAACUGUGUGAGAGAAGGACAAACUUCCCAGGUAACUCUAAGAGAACUGGAAGGCAACGUUGGAGUCUUUUUGGGGAGUGCAAUCUUGGGAAAAAAUCCUCAGUGUUCAUGUUACCAUAUCUAUUAAACCUUGUAAAGGUUUGGGAAAACUUCACAGAAAGGGUUGUCAAGCAUUGGAACACCUGCCCAGGGAAGUGGUAGAGUCACUACCCAUGAAGGUAUUUAAAAAUGUGUAAAUGUAGCACCUGGGGACAUGAUUUAGAUGUGGAUUUGGCAGUACUGGGUUAACAGUUUGAUUGGAUGAUCUUAGAGGUCUUUUCCAACCUUAAUAGUUCUGUAUCAUGUAAGGUUGAGAUAUGAGAGCUAAAGGUAUCAGAAAUGCCAGUUGUGGUUAUGAAUGUAGCAAAACCAGAACCAAUGGGGAAAAAGUAACUACAGUUGUUUAUUUUGGAGACAAGGCUGGGAAAAAAGAUGGAUCAAGGUGGGGGGCAGGAAUUAGAAGCAUAGGAAAAUGGAUAAAAGCGUGGAUAGAUGAGGACAGCCAUGUAUAAGCAAGUUGCUGGUUGAUAUGGCUGUCCAAUCAAGUCCUGCUUCAACUGCAGUUUCUCUUACCUUCUUCCUAAAAUAUUCUUUAUUCUAUUUUUGUUGUCAUUAUAGUGGAAGAGUUCUAUUGUCAUUACAUUGCAAAGGUUCCAUAUUGAUAGAAUUUCAUACCUCCUUGGUGUUCCUUGUAGAGAGCUCCUCUAGGCACUGACUCUUCCUUAUCCUCACAGCAGCCAACUAACUCCAGUUCCCCUCAACCAACCAGUCCGCUCUUUUAUAACACUCUUGUUAUUGGCUACAGCUGUAGCCUGUUAAAAUCAGGCCUGCUCCUAAUCUCUAAUAAUUGGCUCAGCUGCAACUCUUUAGGGGGUAAGAUUACAUUCUAUACCACCUUCAUUUAGCCAUACUGUAUCCCUCUACAUAUUUUUCCUGUGCAGUCUCACUCUCUAGCCUCUGCUUGUGUGGAGAAGUUUGUGUCAGCAACCAGAGAAGGGGCCAUGGGUCACAAGGGUUCACAGUGCCAACAGUAGGACAGCACAAGAUGUAGACACCCCUGUGUGAUGAGGGAAAGGAGGUUAGGGCUGGGGCCAAUUAGUUGCCAAUGUGAAGUGGAAGAUUUGGCAGAGCUCCUUCUGGAAAGAGCUGAUAGCUGAUACCCAGUUGUUACAGCACUCAUUCCUUAGUCCCUCCUUGUUCCAGGUGGGACAGGAUCAGGCUGAAUACCUCCAGCAGGAACAGAACUUUGAAGGGCUGGAUAUAAAAUGUUUUGCCCUGUUCAGUAACUGUUCUUUUAACCUUGAUGUUUCUGAUCCAAACAUCAUAGUACAUAUUGCUGGCAAAUAACAAAAAACAGGAAGAGGGCUGAGGGAAAGAAGUAUACAGCAGUAGAUGUUUGCUUAUUCUUUUCUUAAUUG